CAAUUGCUCUGGUCACCACGGUGGUGUUGGAAGGAACCUGUUCCAAGGAACAGUCUCUGCGGGGUUGUCCACACUAGGAGGCUGCAGAAUAACGACCACGUUUUCCUCCAGAUCAUCCCAUCUUCCUAGGGGCCAGGGAAUGGAAAUGGCUGUGGUGGAUUCAGCUCAGAUGCCGGUGACCUUCGAGGAGGUGGCUGUGUAUUUCACCGAGGGACAGGGGGCUCUGCUGGACCCCAGUCAGAGAGCCCUCUACAGGGACGUCAUGCAGGAGAAUUAUGAGACUGUGACCUCGCUGGGACUCCACAUUACCAAACCUGACCUGAUUGCCCGGCUGGAAGGAGGAGAAGAGCCAUGGGUCCCGGAUCUCCAAGCCUCCAAGGAAAGGAAGAUCCCAAGAGGGAGAUGCACAGUAGGUGAUGAGACAAUGAGUGAGAACGAGGAGGGGAAUCCACAGCAGGAAGAUCCUGAGCAAGUGGAACUGCAGGGGACCUUUUUGAGAAGAGCUGAAGGGAAUUUUUCCCAGUGCUUGGAACAGAGAAAAGGCAGGAAUAAUUGGCACAGGUCAGAAAGGAAGCUGGGAAACGGUCGAAGGAAGAAAGUGGAUGAAUCAAUUGAAUGUGGAAGAGGAGGAAAGGAUUCCAAAGAAACCACAGCCCAGCAGACAAGUCACAAGGAAAAGAAGCCCUAUAAAUGCUUGGACUGUGGGAAAAGCUUCAGUUACCCCUCAGUCCUUAUUAACCACGAGAUAAUCCACACAGGAGACAGACUUUAUAAAUGCCUUGAGUGUGGGAAAAGCUACAGUCAGCGCUCAGCCCUUAUUACCCAUGGGAGAAUCCAUACGGGGGAGAGACCCUAUAAAUGCUUGGACUGUGGGAAAAGCUUCAGUGUUAGCUCACAUCUUAUUACCCAUCAGCGGGUACGCACAGGAGAGAGACCGUAUAAAUGCCUUGAGUGUGGGAAAAGCUUCAGUCGGAGCUCACAUCUUAUUACACAUCAGAGACUGCACACAGGAGAGAGACCAUAUAAAUGCUUCAACUGUGGGAAAAGCUUCAGUCAGCAGUCAGUCCUUAUUAAUCAUGGGAGAAUCCACGCUGGGGAGAGACCCUAUAAAUGCUUGGACUGUGGGAAAAGCUUCAGUCAGAGCUCACAUCUUAUUACUCAUCAGAGAAUGCACACGGGAGAGAGACCAUAUAAAUGCUUUGAGUGUGGAAAAAGCUUCAAUCAUAGCUCCCAUCUUAUUAAACAUCAGAGAGUGCACACAGAAGAGAGACCGUAUAAAUGCCGUGAAUGUUGGAAAAGCUUCAGUGACAAAUCAAAACUCAUUACACAUCAGAGAAUCCACACAGGAGAGAAACCGCAUAAAUGCUUGGAUGAUGGGAAAAGUUUCAGUUCCAGCUCAUACCUUCCUAAACAGUGGAGAAUCCACACGGGACAGAAUCUAUAAAUGUCCCUAAAUCCUCUGAGGUGCUGGGUUACUGGAGAUCAAAUGUGAAGGGACCAGGAGGGAUGGGUUAUGGGGAGGAAACUGGGGGAUUGAAUGGUUGGGUCUGGUGGAUGUGGGAUGCAGAGGGUGCUGGGGAAAUCAAGUGUUAGGGAUCACGGGAUAAGAGAGGAGAGUACAGGGAAGAGAGGUGCUGCCUCUUAUCACUCACCCCCUCUGCCCCUUUUCCCUGCCCCCUCUACAUUCAGAAAGCACCACUGAGAGGGACUGAUUUCCACAUUGUCUUUUGUGGGAGGCGUAAAGGCUUCAGGAUCCCACCUCUGCCUGCACAGCAUCAGCUUCUGAGGGUCUCUCUGUGAUGGGAAACGUGGUUGGGAUUAGCUAGCAAAUCUCCCCCGACCCUCCCGCACUUUUCCUAGUCUAGACGGACCCCAACCAUUUUAUAUAUUCUGAUCCCCCCAUUAGCAGAGUGAUUGUUAGAGUCACUGAGUUCCACAAAGUCUCACAUUGCUCCAGGUUAUGCCAAAAACAUUUAUUUUUUGUACACUGACUCCCUUUGAGACCAGAUUUAAAUAGAUUCUAAAAGUCCUGGAGCAGGGUUAGGAAAAUGUGGUGUUUGGAUUCUGUGGUAUUUGAGGAUAAUGGGAUGAGUUGGAGGGAUUCCCUCCUCCUCCCUUCAUUGUCAUGCUCCACCCUGACACAGCAGCCUCUGUCCGAGCCUUGGAUAGUUUAUCUUCUCCCCAUUCUACUGUCCACCUCCCAGCACGGCACUUCCACCAGUGUUCUUUACUCUCCAUGCUUAGGAAUCACACUUUGAUUUUUUUGAUCCUGACUCAGACUCGUUCGGGCUAGAGAUGAAAGUGUCCCAGACCUGGAGGUGAUAUUCAAAUGAA
Messenger RNA from Caretta caretta (loggerhead turtle), 2334 nucleotides. The record is from RefSeq and is a predicted model, not a curated record. Lineage: Eukaryota; Metazoa; Chordata; Testudines; Cheloniidae.